AUGUCGUUUACCUCGAUUCCCAUCCUGGAUCUGGCCGAGGCCAAGGACCCGGCGACCAAGCCGGAAUUCCUAAAGCAGCUCCGCCACGCGCUGAUGGAGGUGGGAUUCCUAUAUCUCAAAAAUGUUGGCAUCCCGGACAGCCUCUUUGCAGAGGUGAUUGACAAGGGCAAGGCCUUUUUUGACCUGCCCGAGGAGGAAAAGCUCAAGAUUGAAAUGAAGAAUGCGCCGUCAUUUCUGGGCUACUCGCGGCUGUCGGCCGAAAUCACCGCCGGCGCGGUCGACCACCGGGAGCAGAUUGACCUGUCGACGGAGCACCCGGUGCCCGGUCCUGAGCAGCCCCGGCACCACCACCUGCUCGCGCCGAACCAGUGGCCGUCCGAGGCGGCGCUGCCCGGCUUCCGGGCCAUCUACACCGACUACAUGACGCGGAUGGGGGCCAUCUCCAUCGCCUUCACGUCGCUCAUCGCCGAGGCCAUUGAGCUGCCUGCCGACGCGUUCGACAAGUACUUUGACGCGGACCAGCAGCACAAGCUCAAGAUUGUCAAGUACCCCGACGGCGGCGGCGGGCAGGGCGUGGGCCCGCACAAGGACAGCAUGCUGACGAGCUACCUGCUGCAGGCGACGGCGCACCGCGGGCUGCAGGUGCAAAACGUGCGCGGCGCGUGGAUCGACUGCGCGCCCGUCGCGGGCACGCUCGUUGUGGCCAUCGGCCAGGGCCUCGAGGCGCUGACGCGCGGCGUGUGCGUGUCGACGACGCACCGCGGCGUCAAGCUCGACGCCGCCUUUGACGACCUCGAGACGGUCGGCGUCGGCGAGGUGCCGGCCGCGGUCCGCGAGCAGCGCCGGCAGGUGGCGGCGCGCAACGGCGGGCGCAGGGUGGACGAUGUCGAGUUUACGUUUCGCGCCGGCGGCGUGGCCAAGACGCUCGGCGAGGCGACGCUGCGGAACCGUGUCAAGAGUCAUCCGGAUGUGGGGGAGCGCUGGUAUCCGGAUAUUCUGCGCCAGAUUCGCGCCGAGCAGGCGGAGCAGGCGGCGCAGCAGCAGCAGCAGCAGCAGGUGGAAGGGGAGACGCAGGAGCAGCAGAGCGAGGACAAGACGCCACAAGAGAGCCUCGGGCGUGUGUCGUCGCUCCCGGUUGCCAAGGUGGAGGCUCAUUAG
Molecule: messenger RNA, 1158 nt
Organism: Cordyceps militaris CM01
Lineage: Eukaryota; Fungi; Ascomycota; Sordariomycetes; Hypocreales; Cordycipitaceae
Product: oxidoreductase
Exons: 3
Coding region: 1-1158 (385 amino acids)
Source: RefSeq, a predicted model, not a curated record